Messenger RNA from Wallemia mellicola CBS 633.66, 4465 nucleotides. RefSeq lists its product as hypothetical. The record is from RefSeq and is a predicted model, not a curated record. The transcript is spliced from 4 exons. The coding region runs from base 1 to 4035 and encodes 1344 amino acids. Lineage: Eukaryota; Fungi; Basidiomycota; Wallemiomycetes; Wallemiales; Wallemiaceae.
AUGAUAAGUCAGGAGAUAGAAAAUUGUAAGACGAAAAACUGGGUGGAUUUCAAGAGAUAUUUACAUGGUACGCUCUUGAAAACAUGCACACCAGCUCAACUCACCGGUUUAUUGAGAGAAUCUCAAGAUAUCAACUCACCACUAUCAAUGAAAUAUGAUUAUCUAUACAAUGAGCUUAUCGUUUAUGAUAAUGAUGUAGAGUUACUUUCACGUAAUGUCUCCAGAAAGACUUGGAAAGCCUUGAUAAAGCGUAGAGGAUACGGUAUCAUAGCUAAGAACUUGAACAAUAUAGCAGUAAAUAUACCAUUAUAUUUACUAGUAGAAUUCAUACGUUCGACUAAGCAAAUCAACCUAAUUGAUCCUGAUAAUCAUAAUCUGGCUUCAGAUGGAGCGGACAAUUACGCUUUACUUCUAAACACGGCAUAUAAAUCAACAGGGAGCGUUGAUAUAUUGAUCAGAGGUUUUGAUACUCUUCAAAUGUACAGAAAGAAAGCCAAAAGCAUCAAGUUCCGCACUACGAGCAAAGGAAUGCUCAACUUGUUCAUUACCAUCUCCAAGCUAUGGUAUUCAAAUCAAAACGAUGAGGUUAUGACACACAUAUUACAGACACUUUCACAUAACUUUGAUUUCUCCAUUUUGAGCUACAAAAGUAGUCGUCAAGUGGAAAUAUUUGGAGCAAUCGUCAAAUUUAUUAAGACCAUUCCAGUACAAGCCCGAUUUACAUAUAUACACACAAUAGAUAGAACCAUAUCCGAUACCAUGACCGCGGACGGUCAAUUCAGAUCACCAAACCCUACUCAAUAUGACAUACCUACUUUCGAAGCUAGAAGUCUGUCAAUACUCUACCUCCUACCAAGUCAUAUUUCUCUUUUAUUACUCAAAAACACGAAGUCAGUUGGAUAUCCUACUGAGUUCUCGCCUGCAUUGCCUUUCAGACUCAACAAAAGGCUUGCAUCACUGAGUAAUGUCGGCGAAAGCUAUGUCAGUGGGCUGAGAGUAGCUAUAGCCUCUAGGGAUGCCAACAGGACACGCCUCCUAUCUAGUACUAGUGACGAUGAAAGCGAUAACUUCACAAAAGUCACUAUCGAAGGUCUCAAAAGCAGAUGCAAAACUACAACUGAUAGAGAUCUUCGCAAGAAUUUGGUUGUCGCGUUAUUGCUUUACUCUGCCAUCAGUAAGGAUGAUCUGUACGAUAAUCUAGAUUGGAUUUUAGGUCGAUUUAUUAAUGAUGAUUUUACAAGAUACGAGAUUUUAGCAGCUACGAACAGUUAUGGUUCUACGUUUAUUGAGUGUUAUCUCUACUUUUUUGAGGAAUUGUCUGGACUUUCGGUUCUUGAAGGUAUCGGUCAAGACGAAGUAGUGAACAAGAAACAUGUACGCGAGAGCGUUCUGAGAGCAGCAGAAUCUGGAAACAAAUUGCUCGAGAAGUACAUUGAUGUCGCGUUACAUUCAUCUGCGCACAACAGUGACUUUUCUCGUAACGAAUACAAUGAACUGUCAUCCUUGAUCUUAGGUGUUUUGAACAAGAGAAUAGAAACUAUAGAUAGGCUUAGAAUUCUGAAAUCUACGUCUGAAGAUGGUGAAGAGCCAAUCAACCAGCUUUUGGACCCACUUAAGCAUCUGUUUGCCAAAUGGCUCACGCAAAAGCUCACUUCCAAGGAAAGCUCCCCAAUAUACCAGAAGGCGUUCCCACCAAGCAUGAUUGUUCAACCACAUGCGGCUCUUCAGCCAGUGUAUUCCUGCGAGAAAGAGAGGUUCAACUCAUUGAGUCCACCAAUAUCUGCGUAUGGUUCAAGAAUAUCCUUCGAGUUCCUCGAUUCGUUAGCUCAAGAUCUUUUGAAAGUGCGUCAGCAACACUUCAGCGAAAACGAUAAACCCGAUAACAGUAAUUAUUAUUCACACAUACCUUUCAUAAUUUCUUUACCACAAGGUAUUAGUAACAAAAAUUCUGGGAAACGUUUACGAACUAGAUUCGGCCAAUUUACACCUUAUAUCAACAAGAUCACAGACGAGGAUUUAGCAGACAUUGACCAAGGGCAGUUGAGGAAUGACUGGAAGAGACUAGCCUUCGGUAUUAACCUCUGGUACAAAAUGCUUCAAAGCACUUCCAAAUUGGAUAGGACCCUUGUCUUGACUAAUGCCGUUAAAGGUCUAGCAAAGAAGAUGACUCAAGAGGUGCCAACUCCAACAGAUUAUCUUUACGCAAUCAUUGGCCUUGCACAGGUAGAUUUACUCUCGGACAUGGCUGAAUUUGUGUCAUAUUUAUAUCCUUGUGAUACCAAGCUUUUCUUCAAAUUGUUAGAUCUUGAUAAUGUCUUGGAUGAUUCUAGUAACUUUGUCCAAAGAACCAUUGAUGACAAAUAUAUCGAAUUUUUCAAGAAGGAAGAAUGGCCAGUAACUCCAUACCAAAUCUUGAAGAAAGUAUUAGAGUACUUGAAUUAUCGUCCAGAUUCACAUCCAAGAGUCACUGCAAAUCGCUUAUCAAGGUAUUUGAGCGUUGAUUUUCAAAAGAAGCUAGCAAAGCUGGCUGUACGCGUCCUGAAAUCGAACAUCAUAAAGAAUUCCGACCAUGAAGAGAUAGUUGUGAAAUAUGUUGAUUCUAGCAACAGCUGGCUGAUAGGUUUGAUUUUCUUGGCAGCUAGUCAAAAAGGACUAUGUGCAUCACAAAUAGGAGAAAUUUUGUCGACGAUGAAAGAACAAGGCGAUAAAGUAGACAUAUUUUCAUGGAUGUACAAUGUUGAUGAUUUAAUCAAGGCUAUUACUCCUGUUGGACUUCAAUCCGAUGAUGUUAUAAUUGAGACAUUGGUUAGAAUUGUCAAGGAACCUAACUUUAUUAAAGCACAGCUAAGAUUACUCAAUGGUGGUUUCUUGAGUACAAUGCCGAUUGAAAAAUCGAAAGAAAUUGCAGUUCAAUUGAUCGACCUGAUAAACAACAAGGAGGUACACAAGUUAACAACAAUGAAGGCUAUUAUUAGCGCUAUUUUAGUAAAUGCACAGUCAGGGUUCUCGGUCAAGGAGGUAUCUAGUCACUUGAUCAAUACGGCCAAACAAGUUGCCCAUCCUAGUAUUCAAGGUUUCAUCGUAACACAAUUAUUAAGGCUCGUUCCUAACAACGUAACAUUUGAAGUCAUUGAUGAUGUUUUAAACGCCAAUUUCAACACAAUUAUUCAAAAUAUGACACUUUCAGAUGAUGUUUACGCUAUGUUGAGAGAUCCUAACGUCAUGUUUCCCGCAGAUCAUUUAAACAGCUUUGAAAAGAACUUCUAUUUAGAUGACAAAGAUAAGCCAUUCAUUGAAGCCGUUUUAAAUCGACAUCCUCGUAAUAUACCGGUGAAUUUACAUGGUAGAUGGACAAAAUCAAUAGAAACAUUCAUAGUCAGGUAUCUUGAAAAACGGAAUGAGUUUGCAAGUGCUAUAGGUGAAAGGUUUAAUAUGUUCGAUGCUGCCAGACUAGCACACGUACCAAAUCUCUUCACAGUGUUUGCCGAACGUUGGUACAAACUAUGUGAUACUAAAUCGUUGCUCUUCCAGUCAUUGUAUUUGGAAGCAGUGCGUUUACCCUAUGCUUUAAAGUAUGAGGAGUCGUUGAAAACUAUCCAAGAAUAUACAAUUAUUGGCAAGUUAUUCAAGUAUACAAAUUCUUCAGAUACAUCAGGCACAGGCUUAAUCAAUGCAUUCUACAACAUUGACAUGAACAAUAAAAUACCAGUUGAAUCGAAUGACGGAUGGAGUACUUAUUCUUGGAACAUACUUAAUAAUCUGUCGAUGAACAUUGUUCAGUUUGAGGAGGAAGGCGAACUGCUUAAAGCUUUGCAUCUGGCGCAGUUUACAAAGACAUGCUUUGAAGAUAUAAAAGCUGGCUUUAUUCAUGAUCGCGUGUCUGACAUUGCAAACAUUUUAAAAAAUCUAAAACAAUUUUGCGAUGUUGGAAUAUUUACCAAACGCCUCUAUUUAAACUUAUUGGUAGGUUCGGGAAUUUUUUUCAGAGAUUUGAAGUCUUACGCAUUAUCAGGCAUACGAUUCGAUCUGUUGUGAUGAAACUCUUUCUCGUGGUGUCACAAAUGUUCAAGAUCAUUUUAUAGACGAAUAUAGUGAAUCCUUGUCCGCUUUGAUUCCAUUAAAGUAUGAUGAGAAGAUUGUGAUUGACAUGUCAAAGCAUGCAGUAGCCCAAUCACUCUCAGAGAAGCUGGUGUACGCUUAUCUCAAGCAACACAGAAGAAGUGCAGCAGUAGUCAAGUACGCAAGCGAGCUGCUUCAUCAUAAUAAUUAUUGUUAUAUAGCUUCUAAAUUACUUCUCUAAAAGCGUUGGUGAUGUUUUAGUAUAAAUAUUGGAUUAAUAGAGAUUAUUGAAGCACUUAUCAAAUUGGAACUUACUACCAAGGAGCGUGAAACUUCCAUUUUCCAUUUUCCCAAACAUCUAUUUAUUUCAUUAUGUACCAUAAUAUUAUAUACUACUUCGAACUUG